This is a messenger RNA of Clunio marinus, 969 nucleotides long. Lineage: Eukaryota; Metazoa; Arthropoda; Insecta; Diptera; Chironomidae. The record is from the annotation of a GenBank genome assembly.
AUGAAACUUUUCUUUCUUUGUUUCAGUUCCGUUUGUCUUGUGGUAUUUGCGCAGUCGAGAGUGAUUGAGUUGAAGUGUAAUCCAAACUACGACAUUUCGAGAAUCGUUAAUUUGCCAUAUCGUUGCAUAAAUGGACUCUCUUGCUUUUUUGAGCAUAUUCAUGUUGAUGAGAACACAAAUUUGAUUUUAAAUUUUGAUGAAACAAACUAUGGCCUUGAUUGCGUAGGAUUUGUGAAUACAACAAUCAGUGAACUUCCAAGUAAUUUAUUUAACAAAUAUCAAGCCAUCAACAGUCUUUAUGCAAGCAACAUUGGCCUUCUUAAACUUCCACCAAACACUUUCCAGAAUGCUUCAAAUGCAUUAGACAUCAAUCUCAGUGAUAAUAAACUGAGAACGUUAGAAGCGAGAAUCUUCUCUCCAUGCAGAUAUUUAAGAAAACUUGUACUUCACCAUAACGACCUUGAAGAGAUCGACAUGGAUGCAUUUGAUAACUUAAAUGAUUUAGAAGAACUUGAUUUAUCUAAUAACUUGUUAAGUGUGAUUCCACAUAAAGCUUUAGGACAAUUGAAAGGGUUGAAGACUUUAAUCUUGGGAAAUAAUUCAUUAAAUGUUCGAUAUGGAAUGUUUCCGGAAUCAUUAGUGACUCUUGAUUUGUCUUACAACAAACUUGAAAACUUUACAUUGAAGUCGAUAAUAUCGUUACAAAAUUUGAAACAUUUGAUCUUAAAUGGUAAUCGUAUUUAUCGAUUUCGUCAACAUAUCUUUCCUGAUGGCAUUUUAGAUCCAUUGAAAUCUUUGAAACAUGUUCAACUAAGCGACAACGAAUUUUAUUGCACAACCCUUGCCGAUAUCGUCAUUUGGCUUGAAAAGCAUAAACUGAAGAUUGAUGUCGAACCACAUUUGGUGAUUGUUAACUCAAGUAACAUUCGUGGUGUUGGAUGCAAAGAAGAACAAAGGUUCUUCUUGUAA